Molecule: messenger RNA, 2877 nt
Organism: Neodiprion fabricii
Lineage: Eukaryota; Metazoa; Arthropoda; Insecta; Hymenoptera; Diprionidae
Product: nucleoporin NSP1-like
Exons: 5
Coding region: 493-2460 (655 amino acids)
Molecular function (GO): metal ion binding
Source: RefSeq, a predicted model, not a curated record
CGAUGAUCGUGCAAUGUGACAAGUGAUUCGUAGAAAGUUUUCACUGCCGCCCUCCCUCCACCGUCUUCAGUGCAUGCAGCUGUUUAUGUACAUGGAGUUCGAGCACUUUGUGUAGUCAUGUGUAGUUUCCAUGCGCAAGGUAGUACUGCGCCAAUGAUAUGGCUGCACAAUUUACGUGAUAACACGACGUGACACUACCUGCACUUUCCAGAGUACAGUUGUUAGUCUAGUCCACGAGUGAUGGAACUUAUUGUUUUUCCGUUUCGGAAUACAGUGUCAGCAGUACGAGAACCAUUUCAGUACGCCAACAGUACUUCCUCUAGUGUACGAAAUUUUGUACAUGAAAACAUUUAUCUCAUAGGAUGUAGAAUGUUAUUGCGAAUAGUCGGAUGCAUCUCAUGUAAUUAUUUCCAUGUCGUCCGGUGUUAAACCAUAGAGGUAUUUGUCAAACUCGCGUAUACGGUUGUGUCGGACUAAUAGUAGUCUUUCAUUAUGACAACGUGCAAGUAUUUUCUACAAGGCAAUUGUCGUUUCGGCCAAUAUUGUCGAUUCGCACAUACAGCCAAUACAAAUUACGGUGAUAACUCGGCCCUGGCAAACAAGCCCAGUUACACAGGAGUAAAGACAUUAGCCUUUGCAGUUGCUGAGGAAGUCUUGUUCGUUGAACGAGGUGGACAAUGGCCGUUAUCUUGUUUCGGUCCAUUCAAAGAACGACCGUGUAUACCAGGCAUGGAAGACUUUUCACCUGAUGAAUUUCAUUGGGAAAUAUAUCAAGCACAAAAAAAUGGCACCGUCGAACAGACUAAACUUCAAUUCCAACAAUUGUGUCAAGAUAUGAAAGCUAAACGUGACCUUUUGAAAAAUCCUACGCAAGAAAUUGCAGCUAUGCUGGAAUAUCUUCAAAAAAGUGGGCAAGAUAACACUUUUAAUACAAAUAAUUCCUUGACGAAACAUUCAAACUUCUCAUUUGCUACUCCUCAAUUGGCAAUACCCAGCACGGGUACACCUGCAUCGAACUUGUUUACUUCAAAGCCAUUUAAUGCCAUCAACACUUCCAAUCCCUUUGGAGGAGCGACAUCAACGUUCGGUGCUACAGGCCCAACAAUUUUCGCCUUUAGCAGUCCAACAAACAAUUCAACUUUUGGCGCAAAGCCAAAUUUUGGUGCCAAUCCUGUUUUUGGAGGUACUGGAAAUCCUGUGUCGUCAUUUGGUACUGCUGUCAACAAUCCAAGUUCAGUAUUUGCUGGUGGAAAUCAGAAUGCUUCAUCUUUCGGGAAUACUGCUGCUCAAAAUCCACCCGCUUUUAAUGCCCAGCCUGUAUUUGGUCAAUCUAGUGCAUUUGGUACUUCAAAUUCAGAGAACACCCCUUUUGGAAGACUGCAAUCGACUCAAUCAAAUACAAUAUUUGGUGGAACCACGACACUGACCAAUUCCGUAUUUGGUGGAACAGCACCGACUGCAGCAACUACCUCAAUUUUUGCUAGUACCCAACCUGCUACAACGUCAUUGUUUGGUGGGGUAUCCCAACAAACUGCAAGUUCUAUUUUUGGUGGAUCAUCAAUGACGGGGAAUAGCUCAUUGGGAUCUGCGCAGACUUCUCUAUUCGGACAACCAAAGACUGGUACGAUUUUUGGUGGCGGUCCAGUAUUUGGUGGGGCUCCAACCUUCGGUGCGCAAUCAACCCCAGGAAUAUUUGGUGGGCAAUCAACCUUUGGGAGUGUUCCUACAACUUCAAGUAAUGUUUUUGGUGGGACAACUGCGGCUACACCAACGUUUGGAUCCAUUGGACACACUGCUCCUACAUCAUUUAGCUCUGUGGUCAAAUCUCAGACAGCCAAUUUCAGCAAUAACCAAAAUCCGCCCCCAUUUGGGUCACCAGUAUCUACAUCUAGUGCAAGCCCAUUUAAUUCUAUAGUAUCUACAGGUAGCACACCAUUCGUUAAAUCUCCAGGGCCAUUUACCACUGCUACAGUUGCGUUAACUCCGUUUUCUGGAGCUAAUCGGUUCGGAUCUGUUGGUCAAACGAUAGACUCAACUGUAGGAUUUGGCGCAACUCCAACACAGUCAGAAACGCCAUUUGGGACUACUCAUGCAGUUGAUAUUUCACCAUUCAGCCAAGGAUCAUCAUUCGGAGGUGUGCCAAAUUCUUCGCCAUUUUCUACUACCAAUACUAUCGUUUCCACAGCCGCCAGUCCAUUUGCAAAUCAGUCACAGCUGACUAGCAAUUCACCUUUCGUAGGAUCUAAUUUGACCAGCCAAGGAUCCGUGCUCACAUCAUCGCAAACUACGUUGUUUGCUAAUUCACCAUUUGCAUCUGUGCAGAGGGAGAUUGAGAGUAUUGAUGAAAGUUCUUAUACAAUUGAAGGACAGCUAACAGAUGAUGAAAAAGCCGUGUACUUAGCUAAACAGUUUACGUUAGGCAGGAUUCCAUUGAAACCACCUACAAAAGAACUACGUUAAUUCAUCAACAGCAAUAAAAAUUUUACUAGCAUACUUUACAGUUGUGAGCUACUGGUUGAAACAGUGGUUUGUGAUGUUUAAAUCGAGCUAAACUUCAUAAUUCUUUGAAUUAAAGUCUUUUCUGGAUUUUUUAUUUACUAUUUAAUAUGCUUUAGAAAUCUAACACGGUAUUAGCUCUGCAUAUUUUUUUGGAUUUGAAGACCUUUCAAUGUUUAAAUUUGUCAAACCAUGAGUGUAUGAUCUAUCGAUGCCAUGAAAACGUGUUUGAAGUGUAUUAGUAGUACAUAGCUCUCUAAAAACUCAUUGAUCAAGGUCCAGCCCACGUUUAUUGUUAGUAGUGCAACGAAAUUAACUUUAAAACGAUAUUUUUAAGUAUCGAACUUUGAUACAAUAGAGAAUAAAAAUAUAUUUAUUAAA